AACAAGCAUGUACGGUUAUGUAUUACUUUAUUGUUGCUACAGAUUAUGAGAUAAUUUUGUGCUUGAUUAUUUCAGAACAGCCUAUAGCUUGUGCCUCAUGUCAACUGUCAACACGUGCUGACAUAACCCAACUUUUGAAAGUGCGUUUUAAUUUUUGAAUUGUGUUUUUUCAUACAGUUUUUGCGAAUAAUGAGAAAGAAAAACCGUAGUGCACCUAAAACCGUGACGGACUUUGAUCCUGAAUCAGAGUCGUUUCAACGGAAAAAAUGGUUCGAAGAGAUUGCCGAAGACCCUAAAGACUUUAAACCUGUAACUGAGCAAAUUCUUAUAGAACUGAAGGAAGAGGCGAAAAAGUGUCACGAUGCAGAAGUAGCAAAUUAUAACAUCAAAAAUUCCAAAAGUAAUUCCGACUACAAAUGGAUGAAGACGGUCAUGUCUAAAGGCACAGUUUCUGAUAAAAUCGCAGCCUCGGUGGUUGCAAUUCAGGACAAUCCUGUUUGUAGUUUAGACACGUUACAAAAUCUUGUGAACAUGGUUAAAGUUGGAAAAAAGAAAGAGUGUGUCACAACUAUUGACACUCUUACCGAAUUGUUUUUGUCCGAUUUAUUGCGACCUGAUCAAAAAUUGAAAGCGUUUCAUCAACGCCCCCUUGCUCUUUUGCAAGAGUUGUCAUCAGGGAAUGCUAUAACUCGUAGGAAGUUGCUCAGUAAUUGGUAUUUUGAGGACCAGUUAAAGGAGUUGUACACUACUUUUGUCCUGGCUUUGAAUAAUGUAGCUCAUGAUGUGCUUGAUAACAACAAGGAGAAGGCCAUAAGUUCGAUGUAUAAACUUUUGGCAGGAAAUCCGGAGCAAGAAAAGAAUUUGUUAACAUACCUCGUUAAUAAACUGGGCGACCCUUCACAAAAAGUGGCCUCAAAAGCCAUUUACAGCUUAGGACAGCUACUAUUCAAACAUCCCAACAUGCAAGGAGUUGUUUUAAGCGAAGUUGAGAAAUUAUUAUUCCGUUCAAACAUUUCACCGAAAGCACAGUAUUACGGUUUAUGUUUUUUGUCACAGUUUUAUUUAAGUCAUGAAUCAAACGAAGUCGCAAGAAGAUUAAUAGAAGUCUAUUUUUCCUUUUUUAAAGCUUGCGUGAAAAAGGGUGAAAUUGAUAGUCGAAUGAUGUCGGCUUUGUUAAUGGGGGUUAAUAGGGCGUAUCCUUAUGCCAAACUAGAAAUGGAAAAAAUUUCAGAACAUAUUGAUACAAUGUACAGGGUGGUGCAUAUUGCAAAUUUUAAUAUUAGUCUUCAUGCUCUUUCUUUACUGUAUCAAGUCUCCGAUCAUCACAAUAAUGUAACAGAUCGGUUUUACUCGGCACUUUAUAAAAAACUAAUCGACCCAAAAUUAUUUACAACAACGCAUCAAGCGAUGUUGUUGAGUUUAAUUUACAAAGCUCUUUUGAAAGACACCGAAACGACACGUAUUAAGGUUUUUGUUAAGCGUUUGUUACAGUUAUCUUUAUUGAUGCAACCUGCUUUUGCCUGUGGUGUAUUGUAUCUUAUUUCCCAAUUAAUGGGCAAAAAACAAAACAUUCAAUCGCUUGUUCUUAAACAAACAGUGUUGAAAAAUGACGGGUCUGACGACGAGGACGAGGAAAGAUAUCACGAUGUCAAGGACGAUGAAAUUGAAAUUAAACAAGAAGAUGAAGAGGGAAGUGGUGACGACAUAAAACCCGACGUUUCUGUUUUAAAUCAUGCGAUUAAACCAAGUUGGGAUCAUUGUGCUAACUCAUCCAAGAAGGAAAAAUCACCGACUUACAAUGCUUUAAGUCGUAACCCGCUUUAUGCAGGUGGCGAUUUUUGCGCCUACACUGAAUUAUUUGACCUAAAAAAUCAUUUUCAUCCAACUGUUGCACUAUACGCCACAAACAUAUUGGAUGGAAAUAUAAUUAAAUAUUCAGGGGAUCCCUUAAAAGAUUUUACACUGAUCAGAUUUUUGGAUAGGUUUGUUUUCAAAAAUCCGAAAAAAUACGAAGAGGGUACAGUUCAAGGAGCGCAUCCAACGUUUGGUAAAAGAAAAUUGUAUCUUCCUAAAGGUUUAAGGUCAUUGCGUGUAAAUUCAGCAAAUUAUUUGAAUGAAGAUUCGAAAAAUAUUCCUGUAGAUGAGAUGUUUAUGUAUAGUUAUUUACGGAAGAAGUACCACGACAGAGAGCAAGAUUUUGGUGAUAAAAGCGAUGAGGAUGAUAGUGAUUUGGAGUCGGUUCAAAGUGAGGAAUUUGAAGAAAUGUUGGAGAAAAUGGCUGGUCUUCCUAAGGAUGAUGAGGAAGAUUUGGACUUUUUGAAUGAUGUUGGAGAUAAUCUUAAGACUAACGGGAAAAGCCAAAAGGAUAAAAAACGGACAGAUGAUGAUGAUAGUGAUGACGAUGAUAGCGAGAUGGAGGAUGCUUCUGACGAAGAAUUGUCAAUGGACGAAGAUGAAGAUUUCGAUGAAGAUGACCUUGAAAUGAACGAUGAUGACAAAAUGCUUCUGGGUGACUUAGACGACGAUGAAGACGAGGAAGUUGUUUUUGACGAUGAAGAACCGAAGUCAGCAAAAUCAAAGAAGAAAAAAUCCAAAGACACAAACUCAAUAUUUGCAUCAGCUGAAGAAUUUGCCUCAUUGCUUGACGAUGAAGGUAGUUCGAAAAUAGCCCCAGGAAGUUCAAAUGCGUUAUCAAAUAAGGAUAAUGCGAGCACUAAACAACUUGCCUGGGAACAGAGUAGAAAUAGGUGGUUGAAGGGAUUUGAUGAAGUAGUUGGCAAAAAGAAAAAUAGUAAAGGUAGCAAUUUUGGCAAGAAAAGGAAAGGUCCAAAUAAAUUUAAUAAUAAGGCAAAGAAGAGGAAGAAUUAAUAAUCGACAAGGAAGCAGUCGAUUGCAUUUUAAUUAAUAUAAUUCUUUACGAAUCCACCA
Molecule: messenger RNA, 2928 nt
Organism: Tribolium castaneum (red flour beetle)
Lineage: Eukaryota; Metazoa; Arthropoda; Insecta; Coleoptera; Tenebrionidae
Gene: Noc1
Product: Nucleolar complex protein 1
Exons: 13
Coding region: 190-2868 (892 amino acids)
Cellular component (GO): nucleus
Source: RefSeq, a predicted model, not a curated record